Pararge aegeria (speckled wood butterfly) is the source of this 2060-nucleotide messenger RNA. RefSeq lists its product as uncharacterized. The coding region runs from base 108 to 2060 and encodes 650 amino acids. The record is from RefSeq and is a predicted model, not a curated record. The transcript is spliced from 4 exons. NCBI's taxonomy places the organism in Eukaryota, Metazoa, Arthropoda, Insecta, Lepidoptera, Nymphalidae.
CCUAAAAUGUGGUCCUUCGAGCCUACGUCUUUCGAAGUUUUAAACGUUAAUCUAUAUUAACGGAAAGGUGUUGGUGUAUCUAAGUAAGACGGAGUAUUUCAAACAAAAUGUCUGAAAACCGUUUAAAAGAGCUUCGUAUGAAGCGUACUACCUUAAAGGGUACUAUUACCCGUGUGGAAACUUUUGCAAGAGACCCUUCAUUGGACUCAAAAGGUGUGGAGUUGGUGGAGGCUAGAAGAGACAGGUUGAUCUCAGCUUUUAAAGCUUAUGAAGAGACGCAGCUUGAUAUACUUGUAUGUGAUGAAAAGGAUAGUGAAGACAUUUCAAUUGUGGAAGAUAAGUAUUACAGUGUUUUAGCCUUAUUAAACAAGGCAAUCAAAGACUCAAAACUAUCAGAGACAUCCCAAUCUAGUAAUAUUUCAAACUCAAAAUUACCAAACAUAGAGUUAUCAAUCUUCUCAGGAAAAGACUUUACUCAAUUCAAGCCGUUCAUCGAGUUAUUUCAAGCAUUAAUUCACAAUAAUAAAUCUUUGUCUAAUGUGCAAAAACUAUUUUACUUAAGAAAAUAUUUAUGUGACGAGGCACUUAAUAUUAUAAUUAAUUUACCAAUAAUAAAUGACUCCUAUGACAAAGCCAUAGAGUUGUUAAACAAGCGUUAUGACAACAAGUCACGUUUGAUUAGCAAUCAUGUAGGCUUGCUCCUUGACCUUCCCGAGGUUCAAAAGGGUACUGCUGCAUCAAUUCGCUUAUUUAUCUCUGAAAUACAACAGCAGCUGUACGCAUUACAAAAUUUAGAACAACCAAUAGACAAAUGGGAUAUGAUCCUAAUACCAAUAUUAUGUAGAAAACUUGACUCAUAUACGCUUAGGGCUUACCAGUUAGAUAGGGACUGUGAAGAGCUACCUACAAUAUCUGGAUUCAUAUCGUUCUUGGAACAGCGUGCUAUAGCACUUGAGGAUAGCUCACCUCCAAAGUUUGCUCACAAAACUUAUAAUAAGUCGACAAAUAAUAAAAUUGUUAACAUGGUUAUAAAUCAAAACUGUAAAUUUUGUGAAACUUCUUCCCACCAGCUUUAUAGUUGUCCCAAGUUUAAGUUGGCUUCAGUUAGUCAGAGACAAACAUUUGUCAAUAACAAUAAUCUCUGCCAAUUAUGUAUGAGGAGUCAUAAUGGAAAAUGUAAAUUAACAUUUAAGUGCAAAGUAUGCAAAAAAUUGCUUCACAAUACUCUUUUAUGCAACGGGCAGAAAGGUGAGCAACCAUUGCAAGAAAAUAACACUACAAAUACAGUUGUUGAUGUUGAAAAUAGCAGCUCCAUAGCUAACUUUUGUUCGAAUUCAACGUCAAACACUAUUUUGAUACCUACUGUCAAAGUUAAGAUAUUUGAUAGCUCGGGUAAAAUUUCAGUAGCCAAAGCAAUGUUUGAUACCGGGAGUCAGACUAGUUUUAUUACAGACUCACUAGUUAAAAAGUUAGGAUUGAGUCCUAUGGCUCAGCAGACAAACAUUAUCAGCAUUGGUAAUAAAAACAAUAAAAUUUAUAAAGCAGUGAAAUUAAACAUUCAUUCAUGUGUUCAUGAGAACAUAAAAUUCAAUAUUAAAUGCCAUGUCAUUGACACGAUAACCACUCGACUUCCUCAAAAAUAUAUAAAAUUGAAAAAUUUUAGUGUACCAAAGGAUAUUAUACUGGCCGAUGAUGAGUUUCACAUACCAUCAACUAUUGAUCUCUUGUUGGUUAUUGGUGAUUGCAACAAGUUAGAAAAUGUCAUGCAACAGUUUUGGUUCUCUGAGGAGUUACCUCAUAGUCCAGUUACAGAAAAAAAAUCAAGUGAAUUUCAAAAAGCUGAAGAGAUAUUCACUGAAGCUAUACUUAAACACACAUAUGUAGAUGAUGUGAUCUAUGGUGCUGAUGAGGAAGCUCAGUUAGUAGAAAUUAAAAAUCAACUUCUAACAAUCAUGGGAAAGGGUGGAUUUAGUCUUCAUAAGUGGUGUUCCAAUUCUGAACAAGCGUUAAAUGACAUUGACAAGCAAAGGAAAUACUUUUCUGAUGAGAUUCAGAAAUAA